Messenger RNA from Melampsora larici-populina 98AG31, 1834 nucleotides. RefSeq lists its product as uncharacterized. The transcript has 6 exons. Lineage: Eukaryota; Fungi; Basidiomycota; Pucciniomycetes; Pucciniales; Melampsoraceae. Gene Ontology annotation, cellular component: cytosol; cytoplasm. Bases 51 to 1628 code for a protein of 525 amino acids. Gene Ontology annotation, molecular function: ATP binding; galactokinase activity. Gene Ontology annotation, biological process: galactose metabolic process; carbohydrate phosphorylation. The record is from RefSeq and is a predicted model, not a curated record.
AUUCUCAUUCUCAACUUUUGAUUUCCUUGACCACUCACAAGUUCAACAAGAUGCCAAAUCGAAAGAAAGUACCAGAAGUGGAUUUGAUCAAAUUCCAUCAAUCACUUAUACCUGAUGUUUAUUUAACUGAUGAACAAAAGUUACAUUCAAAGCGAUUGGAUCGAUUGAUUCAUUCAUUCAGAACUCGAUAUCGACAUCCACCUUAUUUCUUUACUCGUUCACCUGGUAGAGUCAAUAUCAUCGGUGAACAUAUCGAUUACUGUGGUUUUUCAGUCUUGCCAACUGCUAUUGAAUUCGAUUUGAUGGUAGCAUGUUCAUUCGAUCAUCAACCCGAUUCAAGUUCUGAAGAUCAAUAUGAUAUACCUACGAUCAAACCGUUUUCACAAUUUGUUGAAGUUUCUUUAUCAAAUACAAAUCCUCAAUUUCAACCCCAUCAGUUCUCUUUUACGUUUGAUUCUAAUCAAACUCAUCAUCAUAUCCCUCGUUGUCCUACAGGUGGUUGGGUCAAUUAUGUCAAGGCUUCAUUAGAAUCAGUUUUAAACUCGAUAGAAAAUGUUUAUCAAGUUUCAGUUCCAUCCAAAAUUAAUCUUUUAUUUGAUGGGAAUUUACCAAUCGGAUCCGGACUUUCAUCAUCAGCUACAAUGACCAUUGGAUCAGUUUUGAGUUUUAGAAGAUUAUUGAGUCCUAAAUCAAAAGUCAUUAAGAAACAUUUGGUAAUCAAAUUAGCAAUCGAAAGUGAAAGAUCAUGCGGGAUUAGUGUAGGUGGGAUGGAUCAAACUGCUUCAGUUUUUGGUGAAAUCAAUAAAUUACUUUACAUUCAAUUCACUCCAGAUCAAAAAGUAAUCCCAAUUUCAUUUCCAACAAACCCUCCAAGUACAUUUGUGAUUGCCAAUAGUUUAAUCAAAUCCACCAAAUUAGAUGCAGCAAAACAUCAAUAUAAUCUAAGAGUCAUUGAAACUAGAAUCGGAAGUAAAUUGAUCAUAAAGCACUUUUUACCUAAAACUUCAUCACAAAAUCAAAUUAAUUUGAAAGGAAUCAUGGAUCAAAUUGGUUGGGAAACCGAUGUAAUGAAGCAUGAGGUAUUAGGUGAUGAAAACGGUUUAGAGAUUGGUCAGGUUUUGGAGAUGUUGGAGAUUGGGAUGGAUCAGUUUGUUAGUGAGGUUGAGGAUGGGAUUGAAGCUAUACCUUUGAAGGGUAGAUAUAUGGUUUUCAAUCGAAUUCGACAUGUUUUAACCGAAGCUAAACGUGUAGAAGAAUUUAAAGAUUUAAUUCUUAAUCAAACUUCUGAAACCGAACAUAUAUUGGAAAAAUUAGGAAACCUUAUGAAUCUAUCUCAUCAAAGUUGUUCAAAAGAUUAUGAUUGUAGUUGUCCAGAACUUGAUGAAUUGAUUGAAAUCGGUUUAAAAUAUAAAUCAUUAGGAUCACGUCUUACAGGUGCUGGUUGGGGUGGAUCUACCAUUCAUUUAAUUAAAGAUGAAGAUUUAGAUGGAUUUUUAAAUGUAUUAAAACAAGAUUAUUAUUUAAAACGGUUUCCAAAUUUAAAUCAAGAUGAACUAUCUUCAGCUUUAUUUACGUCUAAACCUAGUUCAGGUUCAUGUAUUUUAGAUUCAUCAUUUUUUCUUAUGUAAUCAUUUUGCUUUCUUUUUUACAAUUAUCUUUUUGUUUUGUUUUUAAGACAGAUGAUGUAUGAUGUAUUUUUGUAAAGGGGUUUGGUUGGUUUGGUUUCGUUUUUGAAAGGUUCGGUGAGCAGGAAGGUGUUUUGUAAGCAUUAUCUGAUGAGUAAACCAACGUUUCUCAUAUCAAUUGUCCAUGCAAGACUUCAUUUUACCUAUGC